Molecule: messenger RNA, 870 nt
Organism: Hyaloperonospora brassicae
Lineage: Eukaryota; Oomycota; Peronosporomycetes; Peronosporales; Peronosporaceae
Source: the annotation of a GenBank genome assembly
AUGAUGUUCGUGCGAGAUCCCGAUGAUUUCGCGAGAAAGUGGAAAAAGUUCGCAACAGACCGACUGGACAAACUCGUGGUCAUUGCGGAUUUUGAUUACACCCUCACUCCUGCUUACAAACCCACGAAUGAUCAAGCCAUUAGUACACACGGCCUUUUGAUGCAGAGCGAGGCACUGGGUCCGCGAGCACAGGCUGUUGCGCGCGGCGUUUUCGAGAAAUAUUACCCCAUUGAACAGUGUGCAACAUUGACGCAAGAAGAAAAGCUUCCAUCCAUGAUCGAGUGGUGGACGAAAUCGCACGACCUCAUGAUCGAGCACGGUGUGUCGAAGAAGGCUGUACACCGAGCCGUGGAGGAGAGCGACAUCGUACUUCGCGAAGGCUUUAUGGAAAUAUUCGGGCUGCUGGCACGAGAGAAUGUGCCUACGCUCAUCUUUUCCGCAGGUCUGUACGACGUGAUCCACGCUGUGCUUGCCAAGGAGUAUGCUAAAACUUCGGAAAAGACUGUCCCAAAAAACGUGCAUGUUGUAUCGAACAUCAUGCGGUUUGACAACAACGGCAAGCUUAUGGGCUUUGAUGGAACGCUUAUUCACAGUCUAAACAAGAAUGCCACUGCGCUCGUGGAGACAGAGUUCUGGAAGCAGUGUCAGCUGGAGAAACGCCACAACAUCUUGCUCUUGGGUGAUUCGCUAGGCGACUGCAAUAUGGCCAACGGACUGGAUUUCAACGAGGACGAAAUUAUGCGCAUCGGCUUCUUGAACGACGGAGAUGACGCAAAACUAGCCCUCUAUCUGCAACAUUUCGAUGUCGUGCUCACGAAUGACUCAAGUUUGUUACCAGUCGAGCUCCUGCUGCACCAGAUCCAGCUUUGA